AUGCCGGGACCGCCGGCGUCGCUGCUGCUGCUGCUGCUCCUGGCCGGGGGUCGGGCCGGGGCCGCGCCACUUCCGCAAACAGGUGCAGGGGAGGCAUCUGCUGUGGAAGUGCCCUCAUCAUUGGUCAUCCUGUCUGUGUGCAGCUUCGUGAUCCUAAUAGUGUUGAUUGCAACCUGCAUUUCCUGCUGCAAGGACCCCGAGAUCGAUUUUAAGGAAUUUGAAGAUAAUUUUGAUGAUGAGAUUGAUUUUACACCACCAGCAGAAGACACGCCCUCUGUGCAGUCACCUGCCGAGGUCUUCACUUUGUCAGUACCAACAAUUUCCCUCCCUGCCCCGUCACAGUUCCAGCCUUCUGUGGAAGGUUUAAAGUCACAAGUUGCCCGCCACAGCCUAAAUUACAUUCAGGAAAUUGGAAGUGGCUGGUUUGGAAAGGUCCUUCUUGGAGAGGUUUACACUGGUACCAGUGUAGCAAGAGUCAUCGUGAAGGAGUUGAAGGCCAGUGCAAGCCCAAAGGAACAAGAUACUUUCUUGAAAAACGGAGAACCUUACUAUAUUCUUCAGCAUCCAAAUGUUCUUCAGUGUGCUGGACAAUGUGUAGAAGCAAUCCCCUAUCUUCUGGUGUUUGAAUUCUGCGACCUGGGUGAUCUGAAGGCUUACCUGCGCAAUGAGCAUGAGCACAUGCGUGGCGACUCGCAGACUAUGCUGCUGCAGAGGAUGGCGUGUGAGAUCACCGCAGGGCUGGCUGCCAUGCAUAAGCUGCACUUCCUGCACAGUGACUUAGCCCUGCGGAAUUGUUUUCUGACCUCCGACUUAAACGUGAAAGUAGGGGAUUAUGGAAUAGGAUUCAGCAGGUACAAGGAGGAUUACAUUGAGACGGAUGAUAAAAAAAUUGUCCCUCUUCGAUGGACUGCUCCAGAAUUAGUAACUAGCUUCCAAGACAGACUGCUCACUGCGGAUCAGACUAAGUACAGUAAUAUCUGGUCACUGGGUGUGACACUUUGGGAGCUCUUUGACAAUGCUUCCCAGCCCUACACAAAUUUGUCUGACCUGGACGUUCUCAACCAAGUCAUUAGAGAGAGGGAGACAAAACUCCCGAAGCCCCAGCUGGAACAGCCAUUUUCAGAUCAAUGGUAUGAGGUGUUACAGCUCUGCUGGCUGUCCCCAGACAAGAGGCCGGCGGUGGAGCACGUGCACCGGCUGCUCACAUGCCUGCGGCUGCAGAGCCAGCGGGGCCCCGAGGUGGACUUCGAGCAGCAGUGGGCUGCCCUCAAGCCCAACACCAGCAGCACGUCCAGUAAUGCUGCCUUUCCCAUCCUUGACCCCUUCGCCCAGGACCGGCUGGGUCGGGAGAUGGAGGAGGUCCUCACGGUGACAGAAACGAGCCAGGGGCUGAGCUUUGAGUAUGUCUGGGAGGCCGCCAAGCAUGACCAUUUUGAUGAGCAUGGCCGGGGCCACACAGAUGAAACCUUGUCCUACUCCAGCAUGUUCUUUCCAGUUGAUGUGUUUGAGAGUUCACUCUCAGAUCCUGGGCCAGGAAAGCAAGAUGGCAGUGGCCAGGAGGUUCCACUCCGGGCCCCUGGGGUGGUGCCCGUGUUCGAUGCCCACAAUCUUUCUGUGGGAAGUGACUAUUACAUCCAACUCGAAGAGAAAAGUGGUAGCAACCUGGAGCUCGAUUAUCCACCUGCUCUGCUAACAACAGAAAUGGAUAACCCAGAACGGCUGGGUGCCGAAGUGCCCCAGUUUAAGGCCCUCAAGAGCGUUGAGUUUGAGGAGUCUAGUACUGAUGAGGACUUCUUCCAGAACAGCGCCGACCCCAAAGAUCUGGGCCUCGCCGAGGGCCCACCUGCCCCCAGCGCCCCCGAGAGUCCCCUCAACAGUCUCUUCAGUGAGGUCAGCGCUGCCCAGCGCGUGCCCAGUCACCAAAAGCUCUUUGACCUCAUGGACCUGGACGGAGUGCAGGCCAGCGUGAGGCCGGCCCCCCUGGGUUCCCACUGGCAUGACCCCAAGGACACUUGCCACCCCAACAAGGAUAGGCCCCCAAAGCUGUUCGACCAGGAGCCUCUCUGCUCAUCAGAAGGUGUUCUGCACCCAGACCACUUUGACCCACUGAAUGUUGAUGAGCUGUCAGAGAACUUCCUGUUUCUUCAGGAGAGACACUUACUGAGAGACACAUGGCAUAGCGAGGCAAAAGGGGAUGAUCUCCAGACAGAGCUCAGGAAUGCGGGGUUCAUCAGUGCAGACUCCCCCAGUGUGGAGCGUGGCUCUGCUGCCAGUACGCCCAGCUUGCCAGUGCCACGGGAAUACAGAAGCACCAAGGGUGACACUGCAGCCGGGGUCUCAGAUAGCACAUGGAGUCCCUCGGUGCCAUCUUCCCCGGAAGUGCGGGCACCUCUCACCUCCCUCACCACGGAAGGAACCCCUCCCGGUGGCCCCCCAGAUUCACUUCCAAGGCUUGGAACAACUAAAACAGCAUGUUGCGAUGUCAGCGCCCCCGAGGAUUGCCUCUGUGAGGACUUGGGGACUACCCCAGUGGAGAUCCCCUCUCCCAAUGCCAAAUCCCACUGCGGGGACCACACCCCCCCACACUCUACUUGCCAAAGCCAAGAGGCCUUGAGACCAACCAAAAUGGACUCCACUUCCAUGGGUGACAUCACUGAGAUUCAGGGGAAUACAGGGAACUGUCUUCCAGAGUUGAUACCGGACUCGGAACAUCAGCCACUGCCGGAAGACAGUCACAGUGCCCACAUGCUGGAGAAAAACACAGAGGCCAUUAAGACUUUGAAUCAGCUCAGUUAUAAAGAUGCCACAAAAGACAUGGGCUUGGCUUCUGCUUCCUCUGACUCCACCAGCCAGGACAGCCUCUUGGAAGACAGCUUGUCCGUCCCCCUCCCAGCUUCCGAGCAGCCAGUGGAGACCCCAGACUCCUUAGACUCCGUGGAUGUCCAUGAAGCCUUACUGGAAUCACUAGGCUCCCACACACCCCAGAAACACCCGCCCCCUGAUAAGCCAGCUGAUAGCGGCUAUGAAACAGAGAACCUGGAGUCCCCCGAGUGGACCCUGCACCCUGUCCCCGAGGGUCCCUCUGAGUCUGCCUCAGCUGCCGCUGGUGAUGGUGGUCUGAGCGGUGCUGGCAGUUUACCUCCCAACCCAGUGAUCGUCAUCUCAGAUGCGGGCGAUGGCCCCCAGAGUGCGGAAGACACCUCACAGACCUUUGCCUCUGGCGCCCAGAGUUCCUAUCGAGACUCUGCCUACUUCUCAGAUAACGACUCGGAGCCAGAUAAAAAAUCUGAGGAGGUCCCUGGAACCUCAGCCUCCACCUUGGCAGAGGGCCAGGCCCUACCCAAGCCAGCCUCCCCAGAGAAUGGCCCCAGGGCUAAUGACAGCUCUGGGGAGCCACAGAAAAGCCCACCCGAUCAAAGGUGGCCCCCCACUCUGCAACCCACCAGUCACCUGGAGUCAGAGGAAGUGGUGGAGCCGGCGCCAGCUGAGGUUUCCAGGCAGACUCAGGCCUCGGAGGAUGAGGGCGGCAGCCCCUCAGGGCUGUGGACUGUGGAGCUAAGCAGUGGUGAUGACCUGGAGACACUGGAAGAGCGCCCCUGUACCCUUGCCUCCACAGGCACCAAUACCAACGAGCUCCUCGCCUUUGCCAGUGCAAAUGCCGCACUGGAAAGGGCCUUGCCCGGCCACGCUGAGGGCCCCAAGCUCAAGGAGCCAGAUAUUGAAGGCAAAUACCUGGGCAAACUUGGGGUGUCCGGGAUGCUCGACCUCUCUGAGGAUGGGAUAGAUGCAGAUGAGGAAGACGAGAACAGCGAGGAUUCAGAUGAUGACCUGCGGGCCUUCAACCUGCACAGCCUGAGCUCCGAGUCAGAAGAUGAUGUUGAGCAUCCAGUGCCUGUAAUCAUCAGCAACAGCGAGGAUGGCCGGCACCUGCGCAGUUUGCUGAAGCCCUCGGCAGCAGAGGGCGGGGGGCCGCCUGGUGGCGGUGGCGGUGGCGGUGGAGGCAGUGACAGCAGCAGCUGCAAGAAGGAAAAGAAGGCGGUGACAUUUUUUGAUGACGUCACUGUCUACCUAUUUGACCAGGAGACCCCAACCAAAGAGCUGGGGCAGUGUGGAGGGGAAGCUCCCAGCCCUGGGCCCAGCAGCCCAGCCCCCACCUCGGGCUUGCCCUACCUGAGCAGGUGCAUGAACUCUGAAAGCUCCACCGACGAAGAAGGUGGUGGCUUUGAAUGGGAUGAUGACUUCUCCCCAGAUCCUUUCCUGUCCAAGACAACCAGCAACCUCCUGAGCUCCAAGCCCACCCUGCAACCCUCCAAGUACUUUUCCCCACCACCGCCCACCCGCAGCACCGAGCAGAGCUGGCCACACGUGUCACCCUGCUCCAGGUUCUCCAUCUCCCCUGCCAACAUCGCCAGCUUCUCACUUACGCACCUCACCGACUCGGAUAUGGAGCAAGGAGGAAGCAGCGAAGAUGGAGAAAAGGACUAGGUGGCUGUGGGUACCAGUGGACUCCUGCAUGUCAGCCAGCGCCACGACAUCCACUUGACGUGGGCUGCCACGGAGCGGCCAGCAAGGAGGACUUGGGAGAUGCGAGGGGGGCUAGUACCUCCUGCCGUGCCCCCUCCUUCCUUCCACCCUGCCCCUGGGCGGGGCCCUGCGUCCCACCCGUGCGACACUCUGCCUGGAUGUGGGUGGCACAUUGAGGCCCAGGAUGGUGACGAGUGAGCCAUAUUUAUUGUUUCUAAGGAUGUCACUACUUGCUGUAUAGAGGGUCGUGUACGCAUGCGUGCUGUGCGGACCCUAGGCCUUCUGUCGGGACGCCACUGGCCCAUCCCUGCUCAGACUUUUGCUCUGCAUGGCAUUGUGAAGCUCCCGAGUCCUGAAUGCCCGCUGUCUUCAGAGCCGUCGAAAGUGGACAUACGGUACUGAGGGGGGAUUCACUCUGGAUGUUAGCAUUUGAUGUCCUUAUAGGAAAUAUUUUUGAUGAAUCCCCAAAUUCUGCUGUUUUGUUGAUUGACUCCAGCGCCCUUCCCCUCUCUAAAGCCGUUUCCGCCCCGGCCGGGUUUCAAGCCCUCCUGAUGAAAAGCAGCAGCAGGCGUACCUGGAACUCUGCUGGCCUGGGCCCCAGGUGUGGAGGCAGGGCAGCCAGCAUGGCCCCUGGGUCUCCCCUCUGCCCUACGCAGCCCCCCGAAGACACCACCAUUUCGGGCACCUGGACUGGAGCUCUUCAGAUUCAGAGCUGGAUGCCCCCCUCGGAAGCACUUGCAGUGAGAAGAGGGGUGAGGACCUGGCUGUCCACCCAGCCCCCCUCACUGUGAAGGGGACUGCAUGGCUCCAGAGCUCUUCACCUGUCCUUAGCUGGACAGGGCAUCCCUCACAGGGCUGACCUUGGAUUCAGCUCCGGUGUAAGGUCUCUGGAGGCUGAUGCAGAGUUGCUGCCCUGUGCCCACUGGGUGGGUCCCCUCACAUGAGCCCUUCACCCAAAUAAUCUCCGGUGCUGAGCUGCUUUCCAGACUCCAGCAGGACCCUGGGUGACAUGAGGCCCUCAAUGUGUGUGCUGUCCCUGGGAGAGACCCAGUCUCUGUGCAGGUGUGGGCCGUGGAGGGAGCUUACAUGACCCUUGUUACCAGUUGUUUUGCUCUACGGGUUUCUUUUAUACUAAGCAAUAACCUUGCAGAGCAAGGAGAUUGAGAAUGGGGAUAGGGUCUUGGGCCAGGCCCACAGGGCCUUGUGAGAGCUCUGCUGGAAAUGGCAUUUGGAGGCGAUGUUGCCAAAACUGUCAUCUCUCUCCGUUUCUGGCUGCAGAUUUCCUGACUUUUUUUUGAAUCUUUACCUCUGCCAGUCAUCAUUGAGAGAGAUGAGAGAUGUUUUCAGAUGAUGGGUUUAAAGAUUCGGAUGGAUGAACUUACAGGCUCUAUCGUUUAUACAAGCAGUCCAGGAUGCAUUCACAGAUACUACAGGACUGCAGUUUUCACAAUGUUAAGGCAAUUUUAACCACAUAAUUCGCAUUUUUAUUUAAUGCUUAUCACUCACACGAUUGCCAAAAUAAAAGCAUUUUAUAGCUGUCGGGGGAGCUCGUGUGCCGUUGCGUGGAAGGGGGCUUUCCAGUGCUAUCACCCCCGAGGCAGCGGCUUCUGUUGAAAUUGCAAGCAAUACUGAGAAAUUUGAACAGAUUUAAAGUUCAGUCUCUGUUUUGAAAUGUCAGCAUGGGUUCUGUUGCUUUGACCAGUGAGUUGGUUACCAGUAGUGGAUCUGCACACAUCCAUUCUCAGUAAGCUGUGUGGUGCAGCAUGCCAGUGAGAUCUGUGGAUAAUGCGGGAAGAUGUUUCUAAUCCCUGCUUCACUGAUUUCCUGGCUCCUUUUGGUAGCCCACAGCAGACAGCAGCUGGAGUUCGUGCAUUUUGAAUUCUGUACUCCAAGUAACUUUUGAUUUUGUUCCUAGAUCAGUGCUGAUUUUUGUGCUGUGUCCACUGACCCCAUCAGGGGCCAGGAGGGGUAGGGGCUUCCGGUCCUUCUGGGACUCAGACCCCAUGUCUAGGCCAGGAGCCAUUUACCUUUCAAGAUGAAAGAUGAACCAAGCUGAAUUGAAAACAGAGCACCCCAUUCUAUUGUUUCUGUUUUUUGGGUUUUUUUUUUUAAUGAUUCCAACCCCUUCUCUCCCCUGCACCUUGCCGCCCCAGCACCCAUUCUGUUUUUAAGUGUACAGGCCCAACUUCCUUCAGAGAUGGAUUUAAGGAAAGCCUUUCCAUGUAUUGGUACCCCAGGCACCUUUCACACCUCCUCCUUCCUAUUUCCCAUAGGGUGUUUGUAGAAUUAAUGACCUACUGCAUGUCUGUCCAGAGGGCCAGACGGAAGCGGGGCCACAGCUCCCUUUCCUCCACUCAGCCUGUCCCCUGAGCGUGGAGAUGCCAAGCAGGUGUCACACUGCAGAGAAACAGCCAGCAUUCAAGUAAAGAAAGCCGUGUGCACACACCUUCCCUCAGACUUACGUCUCAAAACCAUAUUCCUAAGCAGCAGUGGGCUUGGUGCUGGCUAGUGUACACAUGUGGGUGCGUGGGGGGAGGGGGGGACAGAACACGUGCUGUGAAGCUGUGGGCAGUGGGACUGGGGUGGUGACCUGUGGGGACACUUGUCCCCGCCAGCUGGCACCUCACACAGCCAGAAGAGGUUCACAGCAAUAUAACCUUGAGUUUCAAUUGUGUACAUUUUUAAAUUGUAAGAUUUUUACUGUAUAUUGAUACAUAGUGUGAUUCAAUAAAUUGCUUGUAAUUUAAAAAAACUAUUUAAUAUUCAAAAUAAAUAUAGUUAUAUAUUUAUAAA
Dipodomys ordii (Ord's kangaroo rat) is the source of this 7317-nucleotide messenger RNA. It is a transcript of the gene Lmtk2, whose product is annotated as lemur tyrosine kinase 2. Gene Ontology annotation, molecular function: protein kinase activity; ATP binding. The transcript has 14 exons. Gene Ontology annotation, biological process: protein phosphorylation. Lineage: Eukaryota; Metazoa; Chordata; Mammalia; Rodentia; Heteromyidae. Bases 1 to 4485 code for a protein of 1494 amino acids. The record is from RefSeq and is a predicted model, not a curated record.